ACAUAAGAUGGGUACUAGUUUAAUCGGAUGAGCCAUUUGAGUCUUUUCCCUUCUCAUUAUUAUAUCAAUAACAGUUGUGGCACGAUAAGAGUUUUAAAAUGAAAAGGCCAUUGACUUUGAUUAUAUAGGAUUGGAACUUUGAUUAAUUGGCCCAAAGCUUUGCUCCCUCAGCUACUUCACUUCAGACAGCUAUGGAAAAUGUUCCGUUGGGUGCUCGUGGGCGCAAAAUACCUAAAGUUCCACAAGCAAUGCUACAGAUGGAAAUUGAAGAUUUCGAUCCCAAGAAAUCUACUAGUGACUAUUGCAGUGACUACAGUCCGAUGGUAGUUUCUAUUGGUCCUUACCAUCACGGGAGACCUGAGCUCCAAGGUGUCCAGAACUUGAAGCAAGAACUUUUGGAUCAUUUUGUCUCUGGAAGUGGUAAAACUGAAAAUGACUUCCUUCAAGAUUUCCGGGAGUCAGUUGACAUCGUGAGAAGUUAUUAUAUGGAGGAAUACACUGCUGCUUAUAGUAAAGAGCAAUUUGCAAAGAUGAUGCUCCUGGAUGCCUGUUUCGUUAUCUCUAUAAAUCUCAAAGCGCAUAUCGCUAAAACAAGCAGCAGUCGUCUUGGCAAAGUGGUGUUCUCACUGGCUCUCCGCGACCUACUUUUGCUUGAGAAUCAAAUUCCAUUUUGGCUUAUCAAGAAAUUGUUGAAAUUCGGAUAUGGGCAAGAGUACACAGAAUGGUGGAUCAAGAAUUUUAUAUGUAGAGUUAUUUAUGGAAAUCACAGAAAGGAAGCAGGGGACAUUGGAGAUGAUAGCAACAACCCGCCCCUCUUCCUUCUAGAAGCUCUCCGGAGAGCAAUUGUUUCAGGAAAUUGGACCAAAUCCAACCAAACAAAUCAUUAUUAUAGCAUUGGCGAUGAUGAAGACAUUGAACCAAAGAGAUACAAUUACUCGUUUCAUUCAAUCAGAGAUCUCAAAGAAAAAGGCAUCUAUUGUAGGCCUGCCCAAACUGGUUUAGUGAAUGACAUCAAGUUCAAGUCAUUCUGCUUCUACGGCAAGCUUGAAUUACCAACAUUCAUCGUGACAAGCAGGUCACGUGUUUGGCUCAAGAACAUAAUAGCUUAUGAGAUGAGUCCUGGAACAAAUGUCGGGUUGGAAGUAAUAUGUUACAUAAAUUUUAUGAAAUCGAUCAUCAAUGAUCCUAAAGAUGUGCAAGAACUGCGAGACAAACGGAUACUCAUCAACCGACUCAACAGUGACGAUGAAGUGGUCAAAUUGUUCAAGGAGAUCAAUACUUGCGGUUUGGAUGACGAUCACUUUGUUUUCAAGGUCAAAGAACAAAUACAAAAGCACUAUAAUAGCAAGGCAAAGACAUGGAUGAUUGAACUAAUUAUCACUCACUUUCUCACUCCAUGGAAGGUAGUUGCAUUACUUGCUGCUAUUUUCAUUCUUUUUUUGAGUGCUACUCAAACCUAUUUCACUGUUUAUCCUAGACAUUGAUGGUUGGGAAGGAAUUAGGAGUGCCUUCAUGAAGAUCCAUGGUACAUUAUUUAGAACUAUGUCAGUAAUACUCUGUUUGGAUGGUUGUUACGUACUGUUUCAUAAUGAAUUGUAUUUUAUUAUGUUGUAUGGUAUUGCACUGUAUUGUUUUAAUGAAUACAAUGUUUGGAUAGACUG
Capsicum annuum is the source of this 1661-nucleotide messenger RNA. RefSeq names its product UPF0481 protein At3g47200. NCBI's taxonomy places the organism in Eukaryota, Viridiplantae, Streptophyta, Magnoliopsida, Solanales, Solanaceae. The transcript is spliced from 2 exons. The coding region runs from base 192 to 1484 and encodes 430 amino acids. The record is from RefSeq and is a predicted model, not a curated record.